AAAACUUUAGAGAGGGUUCUUCGUUUCGACAUCUCGCCACUUUGAGUACAGACUUACAGAGACUUACAGUUUUCAACUGUAUUUCCGGCAACAUUUUCAAAGAUGUUUGGAAAAAGCUCCAACACCAUGCAGAGGCCAAGAUGCUGCUUGUAUUGCAUGGGUGACAAUACACAACCAUGUGACAGGCACAAACAAAGACCGUCCCUUAAAAGGACAUGGAGGGUAGCUAAUCCAUCCGCUAUUAUAAGACCAAGAACCCUCGGUUCAGGCGGAAAGAGGAGAAGAGUGGAAACACUGGAGUCCAAAGAGAAGAAGGAUCCCUCGGAUCCCACAUGCUCUAAGAGCAUGAUGGAUACCUCUACGAGCAGUCCCAGUCCUCAGCAGACCUUGAUACUGAGGAUUCCACGUGACAGAUACGAACAAAGACCUUCCCUUAAAAGGACAUGGAAGGCAGCUAAUCCAGCCGCUAUUAUAAGGCCAAGAAGCCUUGGUCCAGGCGGAAAAAGGAGUAGAGUUAUUUCACUGAAGUCCAACGAGGCCGAAGAGAUGAUGGACUUCUCUCCGAGCAGUCCCAGUCCCCAGCAGACCUUGCCACUGAGGAUUCCAACUGAGGCCGAAGAGAAGAUGAACACCUCUACAAGCAGUCCCAGUCCCCAGCAGACCUUGCCACUGAGGAUUCCAACUGAGGCUGAAGAGAAGAUGAACACCUCUACAAGCAGUCCCAGUCCUCAGCAGACCUUGAUACUGAGGAUUCCAACUGAGGCCGAAGAGAUGAUGGACUUCUCUCCGAGCAGUCCCAGUCCCCAGCAGACCUUGCCGCUGAGUAUUCCAACUGAGGCCGAAGAGAAGAUGAACACCUCUACAAGCAGUCCCAGUCCCCAGCAGACCUUGCCACUGAGGAUUCCAACUGAGGCCGAAGAGAAGAUGAACACCUCUACAAGCAGUCCCAGUCCCCAGCAGACCUUGCCACUGAGGAUUCCAACUGAGGCCGAAGAGAAGAUGAACACUUCUACAAGCAGUCCCAGUCCCCAGCAGACCUUGCCACUGAGGAUUCCAACUGAGGCCGAAGAGAAGAUGAACACCUCUACAAGCAGUCCCAGUCCCCAGCAGACCUUGCCACUGAGGAUUCCAACUGAGGCCGAAGAGAAGAUGAACACCUCUACAAGCAGUCCCAGUCCCCAGCAGACCUUGCCACUGAGGAUUCCAACUGAGGCCGAAGAGAAGAUGAACACCUCUACAAGCAGUCCCAGUCCCCAGCAGACCUUGAUACUGAGGAUUCCAACUGAGGCCGAAGAGAUGAUGGACUUCUCUCCGAGCAGUCCCAGUCCUCAGCAGACCUUGAUACUGAGGAUUCCAACUGAGGCCGAAGAGAUGAUGGACUUCUCUCCGAGCAGUCCCAGUCCUCAGCAGACCUUGAUACUGAGGAUUCCAACUGAGGCCGAAGAGAAGAUGAACACCUCUACAAGCAGUCCCAGUCCCCAGCAGACCUUGCCACUGAGGAUUCCAACUGAGGCCGAAGAGAAGAUGGAUACCUCCACAAGCAGUCCCAGUCCUCAGCAGACCUUGCCACUGAGGAUUCCACCUGAGGCCCAAAAGAUGAUUGGUACCUCCAAGAGCAGUCCAAGUCCUCAGCAGACCUUGCCAUUGAGGAUUCCAACUGAGGCCAAAGAGAAGAUGGACACCUCUACAAGCAGUCCCAGUCCCCAGCAGACCUUGCCACUGAGGAUUCCACCUGAGGCCCAAAAGAUGAUUGGUACCUCCAAGAGCAGUCCAAGUCCUCAGCAGACCUUGCCAUUGAGGAUUCCAACUGAGGCCAAAGAGAAGAUGGACACCUCUACAAGCAGUCCCAGUCCCCAGCAGACCUUGCCACUGAGGAUUCCACCUGAGGCCCAAAAGAUGAUUGGUACCUCCAAGAGCAGUCCAAGUCCUCAGCAGACCUUGCCACUGAGGAUUCCAACUGAGGCCGAAGAGAAGAAGGACACCUCUACAAGUAUCUCUUGUCUUUCCGGGGGCAUUAAAGAGAAAUCCGCCAGCUUCUUGCAGACCUUGCCACUGAGGAUUCCACCUGAGGCCCAAAAGAUGAUUUGUACCUCUAAGAGCAGUCCAAGUCCUCAGCAGACCUUGCCACUGAGGAUUCCAACUAAGGCCAAAGAGAAGAUGAACACCUCUACAAGCAGUCCCAGUCCCCAGCAGACCUUGCCACUGAGGAUUCCAACUGAGGCCAAAGAGAAGAUGGACACCUCUACAAGCAGUCCCAGUCCCCAGCAGACCUUGCCACUGAGGAUUCCACCUGAGGCCCAAAAGAUGAUGGAUACCUCCACGAACAGGCCCACUCCUCAGCAGACCUUGCCACUGAGGAUUCCAACUGAGGCCGAAGAGGAGAUGGAUACCUCCACGAGCAGUCCCAGUCCUCCGCAGAACUUGCCACUGAGGAUUCCAACUGAGGCCGAAGAGAAGAUGGACUUCUCUUCGAGCAGUCCCAGUUCCCAACAGACCUUGAUACUGAGGAUUCCAACUGAGGCCGAAGAGAAGAUGGACAUCUCUCCGAGCAGUCCCAGUUCCCAGCACACCUUGAUACUGAGGAUUCCAACUGAGGCCGAAGAGAAGAUGGACUUCUCUCCGAGCAGUCCCAGUCCCCAGAAGACCUUGCCACUGAGGAUUCCAACUGAGGCCAAAGAGAAGAUGGACACCUCAACGAGUAUCUCUUGUCUUUCCGGGGGCAUUAAAGGGAAAUCCAUCAGCGGCAAGCAGACCUUGCCACUGAGGAUUCCACCUGAGGCCCAAAAGAUAAUGGAUACCUCCAGGAGCAGUCCCAGUCCUCAGAAGACCUUGCCACUGAGGAGUCCAACUGAGGCCAAAGAGAAGUUUGAUACCUGUCUGCAUAACUGUGGUCUUAACUGUUCUCAUAACUUUUGUCUUACCCUUGCCAUGAGCAAGUUAUCCCUCAACGACAAGCACACCUUGCCACUGAGGAAUCCACCUGAGGCCCAAAAGAAGAUGGAUACCUCUACGAGCAGUCCCAGUCCCUAG
This is a messenger RNA of Sebastes umbrosus (honeycomb rockfish), 3030 nucleotides long. Its product is annotated as cell surface glycoprotein 1-like. Bases 103 to 3030 code for a protein of 975 amino acids. Lineage: Eukaryota; Metazoa; Chordata; Actinopteri; Perciformes; Sebastidae. The transcript is spliced from 4 exons. The record is from RefSeq and is a predicted model, not a curated record.